Molecule: messenger RNA, 2805 nt
Organism: Anopheles stephensi (Asian malaria mosquito)
Lineage: Eukaryota; Metazoa; Arthropoda; Insecta; Diptera; Culicidae
Gene: spoon
Product: A-kinase anchor protein 1, mitochondrial
Exons: 5
Coding region: 247-1986 (579 amino acids)
Molecular function (GO): RNA binding
Source: RefSeq, a predicted model, not a curated record
CAACCAACUGUCAGCCGUGGAUGGCAGGUAGAAAAAUGCAUGCGGCAGCAAUUCUUCGCACAAGAGAACGGCGGCCGGUGUUCAAGAUCGCCAUGUUUGUAUUAGCCAACAUAAACCUCAAUACACGUGUGCGUUGGUUCCAAGCUUAAGUGCGAAUAAAAUAGUGUAUCGUUUCAAUUCUUAACCAAAUAUAGCUCUUAUCGUAAGUAACAAGUCCGUGUGCGGUGCCGCAUUUGCAAAGCCAACAUGAUUGCCGGUCGUCCACUGCUGUUUCUAUCACUGCCGAGUCUGGCGCUGAUUGUGGGCCUCGUUUGGUACCGUCGCAAAUUCAAGCCGGACGCAGGUGAUCGUGGUGGAGAAAAAAGCAAAGAAUGUGAAAGUGCGAUCAUGUCGCGCGGUGUCGGCAGCACGGCGGACCAAGAGCCGGACAUGCGGCAGAGCUCUUCGCUGCCGAUACAGCAGUCGUCGGGCGGUGGUAGCGAUGGCGCGGAAAACUGGGAAAACUGUUCGGGUUCGGGCCACUCGUCGGCCGGUUCGUCGCGUUCGGCCCCGAUAGACAUCGUGCCGAACAAGAGCCCCUCCAAGGGCGAUGACGCGAUCGAACUGUUGGGCCGUUCGCACCUGCUCGAGCAGGAUGAUGAGGAGUUUAGCUUCAGCCCCUCGAUCGAUCUGCCCGGCUCGGUGGUUUCGCGCUAUCCGAGCAACCUGCGAAAAUUCAACCAAAUGAUGAUGGAACCGACCAAGGAACCGGUCGUGAUACGCCCGACCAAGGCGGCAUCACUACAGAGCGGCUACUUUCGCGUGCCGGAUGCGAAUGGUAAUGCGCACGUUGAAUCGUCCCCACCACAAAAGCAAUCACCGGCAGGUGCAACAACAACACACUGCAGCGAUAAUGAUCGGGUAAACGGUAACAACAGCCUAGUGCUGGCCACAUCUCAUACCGAUACAACCAAUGACAAUGGUGGUACCUUUGACCGGAAGGCGGAAACUUUCGAUGAGCGCAAUGGACAAACCGGAAGUCCACCGCUUAGCAUUUGCAGCGUGCGUUCCGAGGAUUCGGGCAAGGGUUCGAGCCCACCGCACUCGGUCGGACAGUCCGCGGCGAUGUACGAGUUCCUGGUGCCCGCCUUCCUCGUGGCCGGCAUGCUCGGCAAGGACGGUACGUUCGUGAAGCACAUCAAGAAGAUGACCGGCGCGAACGUGAUCAUCAAGCGCAAUCCGGACACACACAAAAGCAAAGUUUGUACCCUGGACGGUUCGCCGCAGGAAAUUCAGGACGCACUGAAAGUGAUUCGCGAGAAGUUUCCGCUAAAGCGGUUUCCAACGCUUACCCUGCAGCGCAUUGAAAUUAGCCGCGUCGAAACGGUCAUCCCGCUGUCGUUGAUGAAUGAGACGUGUUCAAGCCUGCCGCUGGUCGAGGGUAUCAAUAAUGACGUCGCAAUAAGCUGCAUCAUCACUGUAGGCCAUCUGUUCGUGCACCAGCCACUCCAUCCAACCCACCUGACGCUUAACAGUAUGCAGAACUCGCUUAAUCAAAGCUACACGCAGAACGAGGCUCCCGCACUGCCAGAGAUCGUACCGAAUGCGGUCUGCGUGGCGUUCGUCGCCGACAACUGGUACCGGGCGCAGGUCGUGCAGCACAUGCCGGAAACCAAUUUGGUUUUAGUGAAAUACCUGGACUACGGUGGCUUCUCGAUGCUGCCACCACAGAACCUACGUCAAAUCCGAACAGAUUUCAUCUCCGUACCGUUUCAAUCGUUAGAGUGUGUGCUGUCCAACAUUGAACCGAUCGAUGAAAGCUGGUCAGCAGAAGCUACUGAACUGUUCCGUAGGUUAACAAACAACGCUAUUAUGCAAGCACAAGUAGCGGGAUAUACUGAUGAGGGUAUCCCUGAAAUCUACCUAUUUUCUUCAAUAGCAAAAGAUAAUGUAAUUUUCAUUAAUCAAGAAAUGGUUGCUCGCGGCUUCGCCAGAUGGAUUGACUGAAUUGUGUGAAUGCAAAGUAGGUGAACAAAUUAAUAACAAAUUUAAAAAUGCAUAUUAUAAGGAAACACAGUGAGAUUGAAGAUAGGAGGAAGCGUGCUACGAAGGAUAUUUGAGUGAAAGGAACAAGCGGUGGCUCGCGUCACACGCACACACGCGGCAGUGGUGGUCAGCUGAUUGUUUCGGUGCGGUGCCAAGGACUUCGGGUGGACAGAUGGAGACAAGGAAGGAAGAAAACAGAUGCGGCGCGCAAGGACACGUGACACACGGUGGUAUGGCUUGGUUUUAAAAAGCCAUUUCCUCGCCCACAACAUUUACCACACUUAAUACAGCUUCAGUUCGUCUUCCGGUAAUGUCCCCAGCAUCAGUAUCCAUUUUUGGGUAAUGUGGCAAAACGGUUUUGACGAGAAUCGAAACACAAACACACAUACUGCUCUCGUGCGCAUUUAUCAAUAGAAAAACACAACAGGCUCUCCAUUUCACGUCCCCAACGAGUCAGCCAGAAUCAGCCAGCCAAGCCUGCCUGCACGGACACUUUUCUCACCUAGCUGCUCUAGCGUCGAUCAACGCCCACGGCACGGAACGCCUCCUGUUCUUCAUGUUCAUUACUACAUCCUUCCUCGUUACUGUUACAAUUAUGAAAUGAAGAAAAUUUUGUGAAUAAUACGUUUAAAAACAUAGGAAUGCGAAACCCCGUCGUUCAAGUUUUUUUUUUCUUCUUCACGUGUCUUAGACUAUUGUCGGCUAAGGCAGUUUAUUAUUUUAGUUAUUUUGUAUAAGGGUAUUUAUGAAAUAAAUUCAAACAAAAUUAAUUGAUCUUAA